Exophiala dermatitidis NIH/UT8656 is the source of this 687-nucleotide messenger RNA. RefSeq names its product glutathione S-transferase. Gene Ontology annotation, molecular function: glutathione peroxidase activity; glutathione transferase activity. NCBI's taxonomy places the organism in Eukaryota, Fungi, Ascomycota, Eurotiomycetes, Chaetothyriales, Herpotrichiellaceae. Bases 1 to 687 code for a protein of 228 amino acids. The record is from RefSeq and is a predicted model, not a curated record. Gene Ontology annotation, biological process: glutathione metabolic process. Gene Ontology annotation, cellular component: mitochondrion; peroxisome. The transcript has 3 exons.
AUGGGCAAACCAGCCGGUGGAAAAUUGACCAUCUACGUCGACUGUGUGUCCCCCUAUUCCUGGUUCGGCUUCACCAACACGAUCCGAUACCGCCCGCUCCUCAACGCAUAUGGAGUAUCCGUCGACAUCAUCCCGUUCUUUCUGGGAGCUGCACGAGACAGUGUGGGCAACAAGUUCACCCCGACACCGAAAGCCAAAGAGGCAUUCGCGAAGCAAGACUCGGAGAUGACAGGGGAACUGUUGGGCCUGAAGGUUGUGCGACCUAAAGAGUUCCCCAUCUUGUCCCUUUUUCCCGUUCGCGUCGCUACCUGGGUCAAGGAUUAUUAUCCUCCGGAGAAAUUCGAAGCCACGUUUCCGGCAUUGAGCUCGGCAUACUGGAGCAAAGGCAUCAACAUAUCGACUCCAGAAGGUGUUCUUCAGGCUUUGGACGGUAUCUUCCCUCCUGAAGAGAUCAAAGAAAUCAUGCAGAAGGCCGUGUCUCCUGAAAACAAAAAGCGAGUCGUUGAAUUGACCAUGAGUGCUGGAGCCUUUGGCGCUCCGUGGAUUGUCGCCGUGAACUCGGACGGUGUCAGGAAAGACUGGUUUGGAAACGACCGGUGGGAUCAAGUCUUUUAUCACCUUGGUGUUCCGUACAGUCCGGUAAGACUCAUACCUCCGGAAGAACUUGAAGCGAAGGCGAAAUUGUGA